AACCCAGUUUUACCAGGAUUGUCGCUGAAUCUUAUGUUCCUGGUUUUACCAGAACUGUCAUUACCUCUUACCUGGUUUUAUCAGAAUUGUCGCUGGAUCAUAUGUCACCUGUUUUAUCAGGACCAUUAUUAUACGUUAUGUCUACAUUAUUUUCAACGCUAGUAGACAUCAAUUCUCCUAUUGAUUUUUUAUUAUCUCUAGUCACCAAUUUUAGUAGUGAUCAUCAGCCUUCUGAGCAAGGGUCCUUAAUAGAAAAUAAUAACAUCAAUAAUGGAAUUAUAAUCAACACAGAUUUAAAAGAAAGUGAGAAUCCAAUAGAUACUUCAGGAUUAAAUAAUGACAUAACCUUUGUUAGAACUAGUCAAAAGGAUGAAGAUGUAAUACAAUGUGCUACUUUAGAAUGUUCAAGAUCAGGUAUUCACAAUCCUCAAAUUACUUCAUUUGUGGAUAACCAUAAUUAUGUGCUUAGCACAACUAUUUAUGAAAUAGCACCAAGAUUCAGAAAAUUAACACCAAAAAUGUUAUCUGAUAUUGAAAAAUAUGUAAUUCAAGGCUGGAUGGACUCUGGAUCUAUUUACCCUUUAUUUAAACAUGACUAUCCCAAUAACUCCAUCUUUAAAAAAGAUCUUUACAAUGCG
Cetraspora pellucida is the source of this 638-nucleotide messenger RNA. Lineage: Eukaryota; Fungi; Glomeromycota; Glomeromycetes; Diversisporales; Gigasporaceae. The record is from the annotation of a GenBank genome assembly.